UCAGCUUGCGCUGAUAUCAUUCCCACAGUUAUCGCAUAUCCGUUCAUGGGAAGUCUUUCGGCUUGUGGUAGUGAAUAGAAUCGCUUUGUGUAGCAGCUGGUUAGUGAUACCACUAUCAAUAUUAUCAUUCUUAUCCAAACUAAACUCCAGUAAAUUAAACCAAUACAUUUUCCAUUCACAGUGUGAUCGUUGAUCAUUUUCUACAUCAAACAUAGCCUUAUUUUAUUUUGAGGCAUCGGAUCUUCACUGGAAGUUCCACCAUUUGUGUUGAAUUUCGCAAUUAAUAGCAGUGUGCUCAUAACAUACAUUUUGUAUACCCAUGUUACAGUAAUUCUUUUGCAUUUCUAAUGCAACUUCACUCAUAGCUUGAACUAUAUGGUACAUCUUUUAUUAUAGUUCUUUUUUAGCAGCUACUUGCAAUAGAAUAGUCUGCUGAGCCUGUCCAGGAGUUAGAGAGCCUUUCAAAAAUAGAGAAUGUCAGCCAACUCAGAAAAUAAUGAAGUUUGUACAGAAGAAUAUGCCAAAAUUAUAUUGUAUACAAUUUUGAAUAAAGUGCCACUUGUUAAGGACUGUGAACGUUACCGUGAACAACAAUUAAAAGCGAAAACCAUUAUAAACAUUCCAAACUGGCUUAAGGAUUGUGAGUACCCAUUCCUUUGGUGUUCACAAGAGAAGAGAGGACUAGGACCUGACUGUAUCAUAAAGUGGUGUAGACAAAAAAUUUUUGAAAUGACUUCAGAGGAAUUUGAUUUGACACUAACAUGGUUCGUAUGUUACUUAACUCUGGUAAUGGAGCAUUGUUUACUGGGUGAGAUGGAGGAGGCCUGGGCUUUCCUGAGGAAGGUUGAGACUACAAUCGAACUGGAAACCAAUAAGUCUGACUGUUUCUGUCAGAAAUACAAGGUGUCUGUAGAUCAUAUGAUGUAUGCUACCAAGGCACAUCUUCUUUCUGUUAGUGGACAGGAGGACAUGUCUCAACAGAUUAAACAAAUGAUAAUUCCUAUAUCGUCAAUGACCAACCAAAACCAAGCAGGUCUGAUUGGAACAAAAUCACACUUUUAUGGGAUCUCAGAAUAUGACAAUAUGAAAAUGAAAGAAGAAUUGAUAAGAAAAGCCUUGGAAUUAGAUCCUGACUAUGAAGAGUGGAUGUUUAUCUUGGCAAAAUUGUUACGAUCAAAACGUAGAUUGGAACAUUUUAAAGAUUUAAGUGAGAUACCUAAAGAAGAAUUGAGUCUACUGGAAAAAGUUGUUGCAAAGACCAACAAAUGUGAACAUCUGAUAUACUUGGCUCAGGCCUACAGAGAGAGUGAGAAGAUGAUUAGGUGGUUCUACAAACACAAAGAAGGUUUUUUAUCCAGUGAACUCUUCCAGUCUCUUAAAGACAUGGCAAAAGACGCAUUGAAAUAUUACAUGGAAGCCUAUAAGAUGAACCCCAAUUGUGCAAAGACACUGCGAAGAGUGGGAUAUGGCCUAAUGAAUUUACCAAUUGAUUUCGCAGAUUACAAAGUGGCUCAUGAAUGUCUGAUACGUUCAUUGGAAAUUUCAGAUCAUGGAAAAACCCUACACAUUUUAGGACAUUUUUAUGAACGAUUUUGUGAUAACUAUGAAAAAGCCCUCGACUGUUAUGAAAGGGCAGCCAAAAAGCCAAGCCAUCUAGGCCUUAUAGAGAUGAUCAGAAUGAAGUACAUUUUGGACCCUGAGUUUGACCCCUGUGGGGAUUUGGAGGAUGCUGUCAAGUGGGUGGUUAAGGGAAGUGACCUAACAGAAUUGUUUGCCCAGCUGGGAGGUUAUCAUUUACUAGUGAAGAGAGAUCUCAUUAAGAGCAUAGAGUACUUUAGCCAAAUUAUGGCUUUGGACAAGGACACUCCACACAUGACGGAAUUUAACAGCCUAUUUUUGAGAACACAUCAUGGCAUAAAUUUAUUUCAAUAUCUGAUGAAGGACUGUCUGCUUUACUUACAGCAGGAAAUAAUUGACUCAACUAGAGAGGAAGACAAGCAAAGAAUAUUGACAAACAAAAGUAUUGUAAAUGAUUUUUACAUAAGUAUUUAUGAGAAAAUUGACCCAACAUGGAUGAAUGAACCACUGGAUAGUAUUAUUACACUACAUAAAGAAUCACAAAAAAUCCUUGCUUAUGAUAAAAAAAGACACGGGUUUUAUGCUUCUAGAUUCAACCCAUCUUUAAGAGGUGAUUCUUUUAAAUACAAAACAAUGUCACAAAGUAGUAAUUCAGUCAAUUGGAGGAGUUCUUUGUCAAGUAUUAAUUCUCAGAGUUGGAGAAAUGCAUCAUCCAGCUAUAACUAUAAAAGUUGGAAUAACCCAACAUCAAAGAACUAUUCUGAAAAUUGGAGGAAUUCAACAUCUGGUAAUAACUCUGAAGGUCGGUGGAAUUCAACAUCCAGUAAUAAUUAUGGAGCCUGGAGAAACUCAUCAUCUGGUAAUAAUUCUGAAGGCUGGAGAAACUCAACAUCUGGUAAUAAUUCUGAAGGCUGGAGAAACUCAUCAUCUGGUAAUAAUUCUGAAGGGUGGAGAAACUCAUCAUCUGGUAAUAGUUAUGGAGUCUGGAGAAACUCAUCAUCUAGUAAUAAUUAAAAAUUAACAAAUUAAUAAGACAAAAGGCCUUGUUCCAGCAAGACUGGCCUAAAUCAAACAUUCCAAAAGAUUACUGUCACAUUAAUACUAAUUUGACCUUUAUUUCCCUGUGCUCCAUCUGGAUGAGUCUUGCUAGUUUGUCAUCAUUUUGAAUCACACCCUUCACAGACAGCUGAAAAUCAGAAGAAUACGCCAAACUUUUUAGGUUCUGGACAUUUUUUUUCAUAGAAACACAUGUUUUUCUUACACAUUUUGAUACUUCGUACUUCCAAUUCCGCAGGAGUUGGCCCAAACUGGGCUUCUGCAGGUCAAACUGCCCCAGGAAAGGGUCAGGGUGGGUAAGGUAAAAUGCCCUCACAAAAUUCAAAAAAUUCUUCUACGCUGUAGAAACAAUUUAAGACUAAAAAGUUCUUUAGCUCACGCUUGAAUUUUUUUAUAGAAUUUAAAUCUUUUACACUAGAAGGCAGAACUUGAAAAAUUUUGUUUCCAGAAUAAUAAGGGUUUUUUUCAAAAAUAGUAAGCCUAUGGUAUACAGCAAAAUUGUUUCUAUGCCUAGUGUUAUACGAGUGAACAUCAUUUUGGUAUUCAAGGUUUUGUGUUUUAAUAUACACUGCACACUCAUAGACAUACAAACAUGGUACUGUUAGGAUAUUUAAAUCAAUAAAAAGAUUUCUACAGUGAGUCAGAGGCGGUAAACCCAGCAUAGCUCUGACUGCUCUUUUUUGCAAGGUAAAAAUCUGUUUGAUAUUUGUUGUUUUGCCACCCCAGAGGAUGAUUGAAUAGGAUAUGUGUGACUCAAGCAGGCAGUGGUAUACGCUUUUGACUAGGUCUAAGUUAUUGAGUCCAGAGAGACACCUAAGAACAAAGGUGCCCUUGGAUAAUUUUCCAGCGACUUUUCCCAACUGCCUGCCCCAGUCCAUAACAUCGUCCAACACCACUCCUAGCAGCUCAGAUGACUCUGAGAUAUCCACUUCAGUGUCACCAAUGAACAAGGAUGGAGUCCAAAAGUUUUUUGAAAUUUUCAUUUGUUUGGUUUGGAUGCAAAUACAUUUUGUUUUAUCGGGGUUCAUUUUAAGACUGUUUUUUGAAAAAAAUUGGGCUAGUACAUUUGUUUUGUGAAAUAAUUCUAAUUCAAGAAUUUCACAAUCCCUACUUUUGGUCACAAGAGUGGUAUCAUCUGCAAACAUGUAAAGGUUUUCUUUUGGAAUUUGAUUUGUGAUGUCAUUUAUGUAGAUCAAAAAAAGAAGGAGACCUAUAAUUGACCCCUGUGGAACUCCAUUUAGGAUCAAUUCUGGCUUAGACUGAAAGAUUUUGAUUUUGGAUUUUGUUUUGUGCAUAAUUUCAACUACCUGAUACCUGUUUGACAGGUAUGAGGCAAGCCAAUCCAUAAUUUUGAACGCCCAGGGCCGAAAGUUUGCCAAUAAGAAUUUCAGCAUUGACACAAUCAAAGGCCUUCGAGAGAUCUGCAAAACAAGCCAUUACAGUCUCACCAGCCUCCAUUGCCCCAAUGACACAAUUCACAAAGUCAAUAAGAGCCAAUUUGGUUGAUUUUGAUUUUCGGAAACCAUACUGUCUCUCCACCAGAAGCUUAUUUUUCUCAAGGUAGUCAAUCAGCUGGUUACAGAUGGUUUUUUCAAUGAAUUUUGAGACCACUGGUAGGAGCGAUAUUUGACGAUAAUUACACACAUCCAUAACAUCCCCCUUCUUAAAAAGAGGCUUGACCUUGGCAAUCUUGCAGGCGUUUGGGAAGGUGCAGCUACUAAUUGAUGUGUUUACAAGAUCCACCAGUGGUCGAGUAAUUUCUUCCUGAUAGAAUUUGAGUGCCUUCAUACAGAGGCCAUCAUCUCCAGAGGAAGUCUUAGGACUGAAGUUGACAAAGAGUUGCUUUAUAGUUUUUUCAUCAAUUGUUUUAAAACUGUCAAGUGUGAGGUUGUUUUCUACUUGGGCAUGAACAUGUACAUCAUGAUUGACUUGUAGAUCACCUUUAAUUUCAUUUGCAAUGUUGAUAAAAAAUUUAUUAAAGUGCUCACAUAUUUGAAUUGGAUUGUAUAUUUGUUUAUUUUUAUUUAUGAUGCACAUGUUUUCAGAAUUUGUUUUGCUUUUUCCUCUUAUACCAUUUACUAUAUUCCAUGACUCUUUUGGUUUGUUAUCAGAUUCCUCAAUCCUUUUGUUGUACCACUUAGCUUUUUCAGUUUUAAGAUUGUCCCUGUAUCUUUUAAGAGCAGCAUUGUAUCUUAAUUUAUUUUCUUCAGACUUAACGUUUCUCCAUAGGCUGUAGCAAGCUGUCAUCUCAUUCUUCAAUCUUAAAACAUCAUUGCAUUGCCACUUAAUUUGUUGAGUUUCUCUUUCAUAGACUUCUUUUACUGGGCAUGAUAUAUUAUAGUGAUACAAAAAUGUCUCAAUGAAUGAUUCAUAUUUUUGGUUUACAUCUGUCUCUCUGUCAAAAUCAGUCCAACUUUCACCUUUGAGUCUAGCCUUUAAUUCCAUUAAAUUGUUUUGAUUUAGCUUUCUAAUAGUCUUUUUAAUUUUCUGACUUUUUUAUGGUUUAUAUCAAAUUUUAAAACAAUUCCAUGAUGAUCAGAUAUAAAAGGUUCAAUAACUGUACAGUUGCAGUUUUCUAGGCUGGUGAUAAAAUUAUCAAUGCAUGUAGCUGAGUGUUCAGUUUCUCUCGUGGCCUCAUUAAUUGUGGUGACUAAGUCAAAACUUCUAAUAAUAUUAUUGAAAUCGAUUGUGUUAUUGUUUGGCUCCAAGAGAUUAAUAUUAAAAUCACCUCCAAUAAUUACCUCAGUUUUCCCACCACCUAGAUGUAGGUAUCUCAAGUAACUUGUGACAUUUGCUUUAAAAAAGUCUAUAUCCCCAUCCGGGCUUCUAUACAGUGCACCUAUAAUAAAAAUUUUAUCAUCAAUUGACGCUUUAAUUUCACAACACUCAAAGUUUUUUCUUUCUGAUAUUUUGUUUCCAAUUUAAAGAAUUUUUAUGACUUUUGCACUGGUUUGAUUGUUUCUAAAAACAGCUGUACCUCCCAUUUUCAUGUCAUGUCUGCUAAAAUUAUUUAGAAGCUUGUAAUUUUGAAUUUUUAUAAUUUGAAUUUUGUCAUCAUCAAGUCCGUGUUCCGUUUUUGUUCAUUUAGAAAAAUUUCCAGCUGAGGUAUUUUGCUAUAUAGACCCCUGACAUUCAAGUGAAUUAUUUUAAAAGUUGAAUUUUUUAUUUUGGCAAAUUUAUUCCUCCUCCCACCUUUGUUUUUUCUCAUGGCAAUGUCAAUGUCAACUGAGACAUUUAGGUCUGGUUUGGCUUUGAGCACUCCUUCAGGUUUUUUGUACAAGCAGACUGCUGGACCAGUGGGUCGACACAUGCUAUAUAGCUUUCAAUGACACCACUGAGGACAUCUUUUCCCCUCCAAUUCAAGUCUAGGCCAUGCCUUGUAUAGCAUGACCUAUCCAUCAAGGAGUUGAUGCCCAAAAAGGCCCACUUGUACUUUGUACAUUUCUCUUUAAGUACCUCAUUUUGCUUUCUCAAUAGGUUGUUGUGUUGAGGUAAGUCGUACCGGUAUGGUGUUUCUACCCACACAACCCUUCCCUGCAUCCCCUCAGCCAAUGCAUCCAGCCUAGGGCCCAGCCUCUGAACACUCUCCUCAGUGACAAAAUUUGUCCCCCCGACCAUCACAAGAUAAUCCGAGGCCUCGGCCUUGCCAGUCACCGCCCCCGCUCUGUCAACCAUGGACAUGACAGGAUCACCAGGCUUCGUAUGAUCCUCAAUAAAACAAAUUUUUCCCACCUCCGACCUCCCCAGUCUGAGCCCACAACCCCUACCAUGACUGUCAGAUACAACCCUCAAAACUCACCCAGACCGAACCACCCCACCCCCAGACACAUGUCCCCCCCACCCACUCUCCCCUCUCACAUUCCCUUUUUUACCUCCCUUCCUCUUACCAGUAAGAGGGGGGAAGUCAUUUAGGCUCUCCAGAUUGUGCCUCUCUCCAAGAACCUCAAAUGAGUUUGAGGUAGCGAGUGGCCCACCUCCCACAUUCAUUCGGCACACCCCCCCACGCCCGCGCCCCCCCACAACCCGCCACUCCCCACGGUCUUCCCUUGAUUUUUCCGUUCUCAUGUCCAUGAUCAACCCUCUUAAGCUAGACAGUUCUUUCUCAUUUUUUUCAGCCUCCUCAGCCAAUUCCUGAUUUUUUUGUACAUAAAAUUUCAUUUUUAGCUGUUAAUUCCUUAACCUGCUCCUCGUACUUCCUAAGAAGUGUGUCAAUAUUUUUGCUAUUAAAACUAUGGUAAAACUCGAUACACAUGGGACAGGCCCACUGGUCUUUGGCUUUAAUGUUAACAAAUAGUGUUUUCUUAAGCUUACUACAUGACUUUUCAGCAUGAUACCAUCUACAACAUAUGUCACAUGCUAUUGAGCCAGACUUUUCAUCAUCAAUGGCCUCACCACACUUGCCGCACUUUUCAACAAUCAUAGCUAACUUAACAAGCUUCGUCACUACGCUUACCUAAAAGUGCAAUAGCCUAACUAAUUUCGACAAUCCAAUUUGAUGUAAACCUUCUUCUAUGUAAACCUUAGUGUAUAAUAGUAGAAUUGCAUCAAUUAAUUUUGCUGCUGAUAUAAAAGAAUGUAGUGGCAACACACAAAACAGAUUUCACGUAAAAUAAUAAUUCAUUUUAUUAUAUAUUUAAUUAUUAUAAACUGUCCACAAUAUGAUUUUACAUAGAUAUAUCUGCAAAACAUCUGCUUUAGCAAAUAUAUCCGUCCAUGAAGGGUUGAACCAUACUAGCACAGAUCCCUUUGCCAAACCAUUUGAAAAAGUACAUACAACAUAGUGAAGGUUAUUUUUAAUGUCUGUUUAUGAAAUAGUAAGUUUUCAUGACUACUGGAGUCUGGCUUCUUGUCCUCUUCAUUUGAAAUAUUAUUUACAGAAUAAAGUAUUUUUAUUUUCUAUUAUAGAAUAAGUUUGUGUAUUUUCAUUGUUUCAUUAAUUUUAAUUUAUAGCAUAUAUAAGGUAAAUAUAAAUAACAAAAAGUAAGGAAUUUUUAAGUAACAACGAGGGAACUCAUACUUACUUUAAUUUAACAAUAUUCACAAUAUUAGUUUAUAUUUGCUAUGUUUGGAAUCAUUUGAAUAGAUUUAACAAUAUUGUUCACAUGGAAUUUGUUCAGGUAUUUUUAGUAUUUUAUACAGUAAUGUUUUAAAUAUAAUAAUAAAGCACUUCUCUGUAUUUAAAUAAACUAAUUGAGAUAACAGAACUGAUUGGUUUCAUUUACGUAAAAGAGAAAAAAAUAUCUAAACUAGAGAUAAAUAUGUCACAUUUAUCUAUACCCCAAUUUUAGAGUGAGAAAGUCACUCUAAAAUAACUGUGUUCUAUAUGAAUGCUUUUACAGUAUUUAUUUUUAUUUUCUGUUAACUAGAUUUACUCCCCAUAUAGUGGUGUUGAGAGAGAUAAUUUUUCAUGACAAAUGUAGUUGAUAUGAAACAUGUAAGUACUUAGUAUUGUAAGAAAACAGAAAGUGCUGUUUGAGGCAUAUUUAACUGGAAGAAAAAUCACUUGCUCAUUCUGCAUACAAAUAAAACUUUGGUUGAAAGAAUUAUAUAAAUGAUUCAUUUAUGAAUGAUGAUAUUUUUUCAUUAAGAUUUGGUUUGGAUGACCUAAAAUGUAUUCUUUCUUCACAAAACAACAAGAAUUGUGAUGGCUUCUUAUAUACAUAACAAUAUUUAUAUGAGCUAAAGUUAUAAUCAUCUUCAUGAUACAGAUACUCUUUCAGUGAGGAGAAAGGUUUCUGGGUUAGCCAGUCGUCUAGCUUUCUCUUCAGCAUCUUCCCUCAGAGGUUUAUUAUAUUAGCUGGAAAAUAGUUUAACAAUUUUGGGCAAUGCAAAAUGCCUCUUUUCAUAUAGUGAAAGGUUGUGUGUAGGAGAGGUGUACUGGGAUCUAUGCUGUGUGCUGUAGCCAUGCAGGUUGUGGUGGCGGACCAAUUGUUUACUAUCACCAAACAGGACACCUCGGUGUACAGUAAUAUUAUUAUCAGUAAUACCUGUUUUUGUAAAGUUUUCCUGUAGCUAUCACUAGGACAAUGCUUCCAAGCGUUUGUAUAUUUUUUGUAUAAUCAAGAUUCUUUGUAUGGUACCUGCUGAAGUACUUAUUUCCGUUUGUUUUAGACUUGUUCACAACUACGACUCGUAGAUAAUUUUCAUCUGGUAAUAGUGUUGUGUUGUCUGCAUACAUUAAUGUUGAAAUGUUAAAUGUUUUAGUUUAUUUAUACAGUUGUGUCCCAAAGAAUCAAACACCUUGAUAAAUCAAGCAACGUGUUAGUCACAAGUUUUUCUUUUACAAGAUUGUAAAUUAUAUAUCCAGCUAGUUAUUAUAUUAGCUUUUCAUUUCCUCUUUAGGAUUCUGUGUUGUAUAUCUACCAGUAGGUCAUACUGUUGGCAGUGGUCUACAGUCUCCUGACCACUACUCUCACAGUUACCAUAGAUAGAUGAAUUUCAAAUAGACCUUGGCUAUUUUUAAUGAUGAUGGAAAGUCCACAAUUUGUAGGGACUUAUUAGUGAUACUGGUUAAUGAGGCUGUAAGUAAAUAACUGCAGUGUUUUAAAACACUGAGCUGAGAUGUCAUCAAUUCCUGUUGAUUUCUUGAGCUUUAGAACUUUUAUUAUGUCUCCAAUUUCCUCUGAAACAUAAGAAAAUUUAGAAGUGCAGGAUUUGUUGUCUAUUUUGUGAAAGUUUCGGUACUUUUAGGAUGACUCUUGUUUUAGAUGAGUGUUCUUUCUACAUUGCUGAUGACAAAUUAGUUUAAAUAUUCAGCAAUUUCCAGGGAGCCAUUAUUUCAUGCUUUCAGCAUCCAUUUAUUUCAAGUUUUAUCAAUGGUUAGGUAUUUAUUCUGUACAAAAGUGUGAUAGAGUAACAAUCAUACUUUUAAAAUGGCAAGAUGUUCUUCCUUAUCAGUUGGCAUGAAAUAUACAAGUAAUCAGUAUUAAAAAAAAAAAAAAAAAAAAAAAACUGCUGAUGGAUAAUUUUGAGUUUUUGCUGUUGUUGACAUGUAUUACAUGUAUGAAAGACGUCAGUAGUAGUACAUUAUUAAAAAUACAAUAUUUGUAUGAAAGUUAAUACAAUGAUUAAUCCAAUAGAGCUUAGGCUAGAAACUCCCCAACCGAAUAAAAUCAACCCCCUAACAAGUAUUCUUUUAGUUGUUUUUUAAAAACUGUUUUUGUUUUAUAUUUUAAAAAUGACUGGGAAGUUACCAAAAAAAUUUAUUCCAUGAGUUUUGAGGCAGUCCACCCGUCAGAGCUGAGCGAUGUUGGGUUUGUUGCAGGUCUACUUGGGCUUGUGUGUUGUAUAGGGGCUCCAUUUACUACAUUUGCACAACGAAAUCUGGCAUAGAUAAUUGUCUCGUACAUAUACAAAUAUGGAAAAGUCAUAAUGCUGUGUUCUUUAAAUUCAUUUCUGUAAAACGAAAACCCUUUUUAGCAAGUACUGAGGUACCGAAACCAAAAAAAGAAGUCCAUACCGCAAACAUUACUCUACCAAACCAAAAUAUAUUGGUUUUAAUAACUAAAUAUGGCGAUAUUUUUCAAACUGGUACAUCAGGUGGGAUGAUGAAGACAAAUAAGGAGACACAAAGUUUAUGUUGGAUCGCCAAGUCAAGUCAUCAUCCACCUGAAGUUCCAAAUAUUUCACUGAUAAUUGGUGUUGUAUUUUUUCUUUGCUUUUCUAUUUCAAUACAAAGAGGCUAAAGAUGAUUAUUUUUUUUUAAUUCUGUUAGCUGUGUGUGUUUUUUUAAUUAAGAUAAAUUGAGAUUGUUCAGAAAUUGAUACGCCUGGGAUAAAACCUAUGUUGCUGUUCAUUUUAAGUCCUUCUGUACUGUAAUUAGUAAAUAUUAAGGCAAUAUCAUCAGCAUGCAUAACCGUUUUUUCGUGAUUUAUAGUGAGCACUAAAAGCAUUUAUGUAAAGGUUAAAUAAAAUUGGUCCAAGUACUGACUCUUGGGGGACUCCAAAUUUAAGCUCAAACAGUUCUGAGCAGUGGUUAUUGAGUUUGACAAAUUGCUUCUGAUCCCUAAGGUAUGACUAGCCACCUCAGUAUCUCAUGUGCAAAACCUACUCGUUGCAAACCCUCAAUCAGUCUGUUGUGACUGACACAGUUGAAUGCCUUAGUCAGAUCCAUCAUUACACUAAGUGUCCGCUGUCUUUUCUCCAGUCCCAUGACCACAUAGGAUAUAAGUUGCCAAUGCCUCACCAGUAGAGCGGCCCUUGACAAUACCGAACUGUUUGCCUGUUAGAAUAUUAUUUCUAGGCUUUUCUAAUCUUAGGCUUGAGAUUUGUGUAAUUGGUCAGUAAAAGUUAAGAGACUUACUGUCCUCUCCCUUGAAUACAGGUAUAACCAAACUAGUUUUUUUUAGCAAAGAUGGAAAAGUAGCUUGCUGGAAAGAAGAACAUAUUAUAACAGACAGAUGUUUUUAAAUACUAAAUAUGCACAAGCCUUCAAUAAUCUAUUAGAUAUGUCAUCAGCUCCACUUUAAUGCUUAUUUUUGAACAUUUUGAUGGCAUUUAGAACCUUAGCAGGACUCUCAGGAUGCAACAAGAAGGGGUAUUCUAAACUCGCCAAGAAAUUAUCAUUAUUGAUAGAAAAUAAUUAUUCAAAAAAUUAUAUACUCCUGUUUAUCUGAUCCUAUUCUGUCAUUGAUACAUACAGAAAUGUUAUUAUUGGCUUUGCUACUAUUGUAAUUUUGCUUUAUUAACUUCAAUGCAUCCUUGCUUUUAUUAGUUGAAUGCAGUACUAUGUUUGUAAAACAGUUAGUUUUAGCCUGCUUAAUUGUUCUUAUACCUUUUAUAAUGAGCUUUAUUUACUUCACUAUUUUAAAUUUUCAUGUAAAACUUUCAUUGUUUGACUUAAAACUUUAAUACCUGUUGUUACUCAUCCUUUAUCCUGAUUUCUUCGACAUUUGAGCAUUUGAUUUUUGGGACAAGCAAAAUCAAGAGCAUAGUUAAUAACACUCAUAAAAAAAUUAAACAGCUCAUCUACUGGCUCAGCAACUUUUGAUAGUGUCCCAAAACUCUUGACUUAAUAUGAAGUUCAGAGUAGUCAAGUUACUGGAUGUCAGACAGCGCCUGACACACGGAACCGCUACAGGCUCCUUCAGGAGGUUCAUGGACAUGGAGACUAGCUGUGCGAAAUGGUCUGAUAACCCAAUACCCAAGACUUCAACACUUACAUCUUCGCCAACCAUGUCAGUCAUGACCCAGCCCAGCAAUGAUGGGCGACCAGCAAUAGGGUCCACUCGAGUUGGGGAGUUAACUAUAGCUGUCUCAAGUUAGAGGAGGCAGGCAGGUACUGCAUCACAUCUCACGCAGUUGAACCAGCCAUUUUGGUACAUAUACAAAAUAUAAAUAAAUAAUAAUAAUAAUGUAAUUACAAACUACAAAUAAAUCAAAAUCAGUUCAAAUCUUUCACAAACAAGUCACAUUCAUAGUGCUUUUAAAAAGAAGCCUAGAGUAAUAUAUUAACUAACAUACUUAAAGAGCCAUGAACAUAUAUAUAUUAUAUAUGUGUAUAUAUACAUGUAUAAUUAUGUGCAAUUGGCUUAUUACUCAUUGAUGGUAUUAUUUAUUUGUAAGGGGUAGUAAUUAUGUAGGAAUUGAGAUUUUAAUCCUGUAGAGAAAACAGAAGAAUAUUUCCGAGUCAUCAUCUCAUUGUAGACCUCUCAUUACAAAAACAAAGCUUUUAACUACAAUUAUAAAUUUGUAUAUUUUGAUGGUUUGGUUUUUAUUAAGCAAAAAUUUUUAAUACUUUUUAAUAAAUAUGACAUGUAAUCAUAUUAGAUGAUAGUAAUAAGCUAGCACCGUGGUAUACAGUAAAUAAUUACGAGUUACUUCAGGAUAUAUAGGUAUAAAGUUGUACAAAACUAAUCUACCUUUUCUCAUGGCAGAAUCUACCAGAAAAUUUUGCAGUUGUUUAUUAACAACAUUUUCACUAAUGCUGUUGUGUACUAGAUUGUGUACACAUCUGGCUUUUGUAAAGCGAGUCAUGCACCUGAGGGAGUGCACAUUGCUAUGCAUUUCCUUAAUGCAUUUUUACUGUUACCCUGUCUUCUUAGUUUGUUAAAUUUUAUCCUUGGCUUAAAUAAUUACCUCAGACUAUCGUGUACUGUGUUGGGUGCAUGAUUGCUUAAUUUUUAAGGUACUCCUUGGGGUACAUGGAGAAAUAUUGACAAAACAUAUUGAAAUAAUUGUUUUAGUUCAAAAUUGUGAAAGCUUUUUGUUAUAACUUUUCUUGUUAUAUUCAGAUAAUUAAAGUAAAAAAUUAUUUCGGUUUUUAGCCAUUACUAUGGAAAAUUCACCCUGUCUGUGAGUAAGGUCCUUAUCCCAUCACAUAUUUGACCAUCAAUGCCACAUUUCAAGACCGCAUUGAUGUGCACCUUCUCAUUUCUGCAUACCAGUUGAUGAAAGGCUGAGUCGCAUGAUCUUCCUGGAGUGUAAGCAUACUGAUUUGGAUGUAGAGGGCCAUAUGAAGAAGAAAUUGGCCUUCGUCAUGAACGCGUUUAAUUACUGUCUAGAAACCCUUUUUAUAAAUUGGAAGAAUAUUAUAGAAUAUGUAUUUGAUACCAUACAGCAUCAUUUUACAUUGAUAAAAUAAGUGUUUAAACUUAGUUACAGAUUUUUAAUGUUGCAAAAUCCUAAUAGAACAUAUCAAAUGGCAAUCUAAGUACGAGUAUUGUCUAAAUUUUGAAUCAUUACAAAAAUAAAUCAUGAAAUUUAAAAAGUAUUUGAUCAUAUUUCUUUAAAAAUUUUGUAAGGAAUAUACCAUACAAAUUUAGUUAGCACAAGCUGUCUCUCUGUUCUUCCUUCUCUAUUAAAAAUCAAAUUCAAUCCCAGAAAAAUAGAACAAAGAGCACUGACCACACCCACGCUUUGCACAAUUGACUAGUAUAAUCUAUACUUGGUACAACAAAAACUGAUGUGUCACUUCACUUAAAUCUAGGCAAGCCAAUGGAUUUCCAGGAGUCAAUACAUCACUAAACACAAAUCUUGACAUAUAAUUGAGGUGAAAAGGGCUGGUGGAUAGGUCUAGUUGACUGCAGAGGAUGGCUUUAGGAGUGGGUGGAGCUCCCUCAAUGUUAAGGGUUAUUUUUAAGUCCAAACAUGAGGGAGUAUAGCUUUCCCUGCCUACUUUGACUGGGACAGAAUUAGACUCCCAUUCUUUAAAGCUGGGGACAGUCCCUCGUAGUUUUAGCACUGAUGCUUGCUCCCAUAAGAGUGGUGGUAACCACCCUGUCUGUGAGCAAGGUUCUUAUCCCAUCACAUAUUUGACCAUCAAUACCACAUUUCAAGACCGCAUUGAUGUGAACCUUAUCAUUCAUGCAUACCAAUUGAUGAAAGGCUGAGUCGCAUGAUCUUCCUGGAGUGUAAGCAUACUGAUUUGGAUGUAGAGGGCGCUCCAAGAGUGAUCCAUCCCAAAAAGACCUAACAACCAUCUUCUCCAUGGUUUUGAGAAGAAAGGAGGACAGACAUAUGGGCCUAAAGGUCUUAGGUUGAUCCAUACUAGAACUCCCCUGCUUUGGUAUAAACACUACCCUGGAUACCCUCCAGGAUAGGGGAAUGUACCUGAGGGUCACAUAGGCCUUGGAACAGCCUGCACAGCAGGUGAAGGAGAAUAAAUACUACACGACACACCAAAAUCCAUUGUGAAUGAGUGGCAUGCCCCACAGGUCUCCCUCCGCAGCUGAGUGGUUGAUCCUUGUCAUAAAAGAUACAGUCCGGUAAGUGUGUUUCCAUCAUGAUUUUUAAAACUAUGUAAACCAUUCAUUAAAUUUGUUAAAAAUUUAAAUUUGGAUCUCUUAACUGCCGGGUGAAUGUGCUACCAUUAAGGGCUCUGUGGUGUAAUUGCCAUUUAUACAAAUUUAAUUAAUGUUUAUAGACUGUCAGUAACGUAUAUACGUUGUUCGUCCUUGAGGCCACCAAGCGGCGAGAUGGUAUUUUUUUGCUAAUAGCUUUGGAAGCCUUGCAGAACCCUAAGAGAUGGCAGAUUUGUCCAGCUGCACUGUAUUGUGAAUCCAUUUCUGGUUACUACCGUCAGAUUCUAGUUUUACCCUUAGAUUCUUCUUGUAUGACUCCCAGUCUGUGUUUCUUGGAUUCCUGUAGUGAAUGUUUUCAAGUUCCAGGUCUCCGAUUUUAAAGCAGAUGUGAGCAUGAUCAGAGAGGGAGGACUCUCUGAAAACGCAUGCCAGCCGUGUAUCCGAUUAACCAUAUCCCCGUCAUCAAGGUCACAGCUAUCACCUCCCUAAGCGUCCACAUGCGAAACAUAGGAACAUUACCCACAUUUGCAAUCACCAGACUGCGGGACAUUAUAUACUCCAGAAGCAACUUGCCUCUUGUGUUGGUGCUGUCCCAUGCCUCAUUGUGUGAUUUGUAUGUAUUUGAGUAUUGUAGCUUAUGUUUGCGUAACAUAAACUAUAGAUAAUACAAGAUUUAUAACU
Molecule: messenger RNA, 15056 nt
Organism: Homalodisca vitripennis (glassy-winged sharpshooter)
Lineage: Eukaryota; Metazoa; Arthropoda; Insecta; Hemiptera; Cicadellidae
Exons: 8
Coding region: 475-2592 (705 amino acids)
Molecular function (GO): protein binding
Source: RefSeq, a predicted model, not a curated record